Messenger RNA from Schistocerca cancellata (South American locust), 912 nucleotides. RefSeq names its product trypsin-7-like. The record is from RefSeq and is a predicted model, not a curated record. Gene Ontology annotation, biological process: proteolysis. Lineage: Eukaryota; Metazoa; Arthropoda; Insecta; Orthoptera; Acrididae. The coding region runs from base 1 to 912 and encodes 303 amino acids. Gene Ontology annotation, molecular function: serine-type endopeptidase activity. The transcript is spliced from 3 exons.
AUGGAAGGUCGGCGGAAUGUUUGUGAUUAUGAAGGUGUCCUGCAGGAUUUACCAACCACUAGAGACAUGGCACCCAAUGAUACUCAGCUAUUGCCCGUCAUAUGCAAGGAGUUUACAUCUGGUCUGACCCAGCAGGAGUAUAAAGAGGGCCGGGGGCAGGAGGCGUGCAGCACAGCCCAGGAUGUCGCGCCCCGCCACAGUGACCUGGUGCCCGUGUCUGUGGCUGCUGCUGCUGUCGGGUCGGCGGCUGCGGCGUGGCCGUCCGCGGUCUGGCAGCGGACCGGCGCCCACGAGCGCAUCGUCGGCGGCCACGAGGCCAGCAUCGCCGACCUCCCCCGGCAGCCGGCCUUCGAGCUCGGCGGCGACCAGCGGUGCGGCGCGUCGCUCAUCGGCCCCUCCUGGGCGCUGACCGCCGGCCACUGCGUCGAGGACGUCAAACUGGACUACUUGGCGCUGCGGGCGGGCUCCUCCGUCCGUGGCGGCGGCGGCAGCCGUCUUCCUGCACCAGCAGUCAACGGAUCCUUCACGCUGGGCCCCAACGUACAGAUAGUGGGACUUCCAGCUGACGGCUACGACCCUCCGAGUGGGCUGCCUGGGAUGGUCAGUGGCUGGGGUUACCAGCACAGCGGCAGCGGCCCGUCCAGUACACUGCAGGUGGUGGACAUCAAUGUGGUGGACCGCGAGAUAUGCCGCCAGGUGUUCGUCGCUGUGAAUGCCGUGACGGGGCGCAUGAUCUGCUCUGGAGAGUUCUCGCGUGGCAUGUGUCUCGGCGACUCGGGUGGCCCACUAGUCAACAAUGGUACGCAGGUGGGCAUCGUCUCGUGGGCGCUCGCCUCCUGCCAAGUCGGCCUCUCCGUCCAAACCAAUGUCGGCUACCUGAGGUCCUGGAUCCGAGACACCGCCGGCAUCUAG